Messenger RNA from Marasmius oreades (fairy-ring Marasmius), 231 nucleotides. RefSeq lists its product as uncharacterized. The transcript has 2 exons. Bases 1 to 231 code for a protein of 76 amino acids. Lineage: Eukaryota; Fungi; Basidiomycota; Agaricomycetes; Agaricales; Marasmiaceae. The record is from RefSeq and is a predicted model, not a curated record.
AUGUCGACCUCGAAGGUUUCUGGGACCUUUGCGCUACCGAGGAUCAUAACACUCUUCGCCUCCUUACUCUGUGCUCUGGGCUCUGGUACCAAUUAUGUCUAUUCAGGUGAAACUGUUUAUGGAGACACUUUAUACAGGGCAUUAACACAGGGAAACAGCAUAUGCUCCACAGCUUGGUGCUCGUCUUCACAUCAACCACACCCUCCUAAAUGUUGUCGGCCUGGGUGGUAA